CCGUGCCGCCGUCACCGACAACUCAGCCAAUUCGCUCCGCGUCAACACUCAGAAGUGCGACGGCCGCAACGAGGGAGAGAGCCGCAACGAUCAGAGAGAACAUGGUGACCAUGGAAGUAGCCAGCAUCGAAGUUCGCGAACUGCGGGAGCUGCUGCCGCUUUCGAGCGCCGGCGACGCGGAUGACGACGAGGAGGAGGUCAAAGCCGACCUCGCUCCAUCCUCGUGCCUCGUCCUCGACUGCCGCGCCUUCCUGGCGUUCGGCGCGGCGCGGGUGCGCGGCUCCGUGUGCGUGCGCUGGGGCGCGCUCGAGAGGAGACGAAGCGGCGCCGCGGGGAUGACCCUGGAGAGAGCGGUGCCCUGCCCCGAGGCGAGGGCUCGCCUGCUGGCGGGCGGCGUGGCCUCCCUCGUGCUCGUGGACGAGGGGUCGCCGAGCUUCGAGUCGCUGGGCGAGGAGAGCACCGCGCGGGCGGCGGCGCUCGCGCUGCGCCAACACGCGCCGCGCGUGCCGCUCGUCUUCCUGGCGGGGGGGUUCUCUGCCUUCCACGCGGCCUACCCCGAGCUCUGCCGCCUCUCGGCCGCGCCACCCGACCUGCCCGGCUCCCCCAACACCUGCACCCCCCGCGGGGGCCACGGGGUCACGCCGCUGUACGAUCAGGGCGGUCCCGUGGAGCUGCGCCCCUUCCUGCUGCUGGGCAGCGCCCUGCACUCGUCGCAGCACGGCGCCCUGCGCACGCUCGGCGUGACGGCCCUGCUGGACGUGACGGGACGCGAGGCGGAGCGCGCGGGCCCCGCCGCCGUCAUGCGCUACCUCUCCGUGCCCGUCGCCGACUCCCCUGCUGCAGACAUCGCCGUCUGGUUCCGCAGCGCCAUCCAGUUCAUAGAGUCGGAGCGACGUCGCGGAGGUCGCGUCCUCGUCUUCUGCCAGGCCGGGGUGUCUCGCUCCGCCACCAUCUGCCUCGCCUACCUCAUGUGGCGGAGCCGCAUGCGCCUGGAGGAAGCCUUCGCCUUCCUCAAGGGCCGACGCAGCGUCGUGUCGCCCAACCUGGGCUUCAUGGGGCAGCUGCUGCAGUUCGAGGCGCAGCUCCUGGCCGCGACGCCCCGGGAAGACGCGGGGACGGCCGACUGCGGCGACGGCGGCGGCGACGGCGACGACGCUUCCGGGUCGACCCCCCGCGCCCUUCCCGGCACCCCCGUGGCUCCGUCGUCCCCCUGCUCCGUGUUCAGCUUCUCGCCCGGAAGUCUUCCCGUGCUCAGCCCCGUCCCUCCCGUCUCGUCCUGCUGACGAGCUGACGAGCUGGCACGUGGCCGCUGGCUCUUGAUGUCCACGGACUCGGAUGUUUUGGCGGCUCGUGGGGUCUUCGGGGUUGUUGGAGGUCACGAAUUCGUCCCCGCGUUUCGCAGUCUCGGAUCCGUAGAGGAACCGGAACGCGUCGGCCGUGGCGUCGCCGCCAGCGGCUUCUCCAGCAGACAGGGCGCUUACCGUCCAAGCUCAGCUUCCCAGGAGAAACCGGUCUCGUGCGGCAUCAUCGCCACUAUCAUCAUCGCACUUUGACUUCGAGUUCCAAACAUCAAUGACUCCACCGGCACGAGUAGCCUGAGAUUGUAAAACCCCAGAGAUGGACUUCGUCGGCCCUUGAAACUGGAGCCACGAGCAAAGUGUUUUCAUGUUAGUGUUAUAUAUAAUUUAUAUUUUAUCCGGCAGUUCGUGUCGGGAAACGUUGAGGAGCGGACUUGUGAUGGGGGCACUGUUCACGCUCUGGCACGAGUCUGCGGAGGCUCGCUCUUGCCGGCCAGCUCCGUGUCGAGAUGAAACCACCCGAGACGUGGUUCCGCUCCUGUGUUGGCGACUGGAAAGACCUUGAGUGUUAAUUUAGCCGAAUGUCUGACGGAGAGGUCGCAUCCGCCAACGCGAGGAACUGGCUCAUUUUUUUUACUUUUUUUUGUCAUACAGCUGGGAUCGCCUCCGUGGUAGCUGCACCAAGUGAGGGCAGUGGUGGGUGGUGACUGUGAGCUGUUUCGCAGUUUUUGCACAACCGUUGAUCCCAUGGCUUGAUUGAGAAACUGGGCAGUUCAGAUUAACAAUGGGCGGGGGUAUUACAGGGACACGGUGAGACAGAACCAGGCCGGUUCCGUGACAGUUUACGAUGUACAUGUCGCGAUUAUAGGAGGUACGAAUGACAGCACGUGUGUGUGUCUGCGUGUAUGUAUGUGGAGCGAUAGUGUAGCGGUUUGAGCACUGCGCUACAAACCCAGCGGCCAACACCAGUGACGAUUAUCUGAACUGGUCCUGGGCCUCCCUUCAAAUGAGUAACCGGUGCGUUGUGUAGUAAACAUCGCCACUCGGGAGACAAAGGCGGCCGGGCGUCGUGCUGACCACCCACACCCUCGGUGCCUAAGAGCACUCGCCCCUACAGUCUGUUAAGGCUAUACUGGGGACCUUUGUGUGUAAGUGUGAGUUUUGUACAUUUUUUAAAGUAUAUAAAUGUGUUGAUGCACAGAGGAUUCUGUUGACGAAUACUGCGGACGCCAAACUCUCAGGAAAUGGUAAAAUGUCUGUUUUGUGCACAAAUAUUACUUCCGUGGUUAGCACAAUCAGUUGUUUUUGCUGUCGUGGUAUUGUUGUUGUGAAGGGCAACAUCGUGUGGUACUAAGUAUACAGUUCCGGUCUCAUACCCACAGCCCCCCCCCCAACUCGCCCCCCCCCCAACUCGCCCCCCCCCCCCUACUCACCAG
Messenger RNA from Lethenteron reissneri (Far Eastern brook lamprey), 2734 nucleotides. Its product is annotated as dual specificity protein phosphatase 1-like. Lineage: Eukaryota; Metazoa; Chordata; Hyperoartia; Petromyzontiformes; Petromyzontidae. Gene Ontology annotation, molecular function: MAP kinase tyrosine/serine/threonine phosphatase activity. Gene Ontology annotation, cellular component: cytoplasm; nucleus. Gene Ontology annotation, biological process: protein dephosphorylation; endoderm formation; negative regulation of MAPK cascade. The record is from RefSeq and is a predicted model, not a curated record.